AUGGCCGAAUCUGCAUCCCCACCGCGCUCGCUGCCUUCUUCUCCCUCAUUUAGCGCCCACCGCUUAUCUCGCUCAUCUCGACCUUCUCUCUCCAUCGACCUCUCCAGCCUCCCCCCGCUCACGCAGCCUACACCUCCCACCAACACCCUCCUGAUCACCGACCUGCGUGACCUCAUCCUCUUCCAACCCUCAUCGCUGGAAGCCAUCCGCACCCAGAUCAGCGCAGUGGCGCCCCUGAACUCCUUCUCCCCACUCCCCUCGCUCCGCCGCAUAAUCUGCUCGUUCCACUCCGAGGAGGACGCCAUCGCCAUCCGCAAGAUGCUGGAUGGCACCCCACUACUGGGCCGUGACGUCCGGCCCCGGAUCUACUUUGGCGAGCCAACCCCGAUCUUGAACGGAGACGAGGCGCCCAAGCGUCUGCUCGAGGCCCCGCAGAUGGACAAGCUCUUCUUUAUCUCGCCGCCGCCCAGCCCGCCGCACGGCUGGGUCAUGCGCAACGAGGACCCGCCCAACAAGGAGGUACACGCCCAUGAUCUGGCUAACGCUCUGGCCAUGCUGAAGACCGACCGCACCCAAGUCUCCGAGCCCUGUGGUGGCGUCGAUCCCGCCACUCCGGUCUCGAUCUCGUCCGACAAGCGCACUGGCAGCUGGCCCGUGGCGGGUUCGCAGCAGCGCAGCCGAAGCAGCACUCUUAUCUACCAUCCCGAAGAACAUGGCCACAGCCCCAACCUACCUGCGGUCAUGGUUGAGGAUAUGAGUCUGGUUGCGGACGAUGGUGACAUGGAUAUCGACAUGAGUCCCAUUGAGAUGCCCGUCACGAAGAUGCCGCCCAAGACCUCUCGGCCACCUGUCGAGCUGAUGGAUUAA
Molecule: messenger RNA, 867 nt
Organism: Penicillium alfredii
Lineage: Eukaryota; Fungi; Ascomycota; Eurotiomycetes; Eurotiales; Aspergillaceae
Gene: cbpA
Product: putative calcineurin binding protein
Exons: 1
Coding region: 1-867 (288 amino acids)
Biological process (GO): calcium-mediated signaling
Cellular component (GO): cytoplasm; nucleus
Molecular function (GO): calcium-dependent protein serine/threonine phosphatase regulator activity; nucleic acid binding
Source: RefSeq, a predicted model, not a curated record